AUGGCUACAGCAUCUGCAACAACUGCUACAGCUGCUGAAGAAGACUUGGAUGAUUGUGGACCACAACUUAUUAACAAAUUAGAGGGCAAUGGCAUCACUGCUGGGGAUAUAAAAAAAUUGGAAGAAGCUGGAUACCACACUGUCGAGUCAGUAGCAUAUGCACCAAAAAAAUGGCUUAUAACUAUAAAAGGCAUAUCAGAAGCAAAGGCAGAUAAGAUACUAACUGAGGCCUCAAAGCUUGUCCCCAUGGGUUUUACUACAGCAACCGAGUUUCAUCAGAAAAGAGCAGAAAUCAUUCAGUUGACAACUGGUUCAAAGGAAUUAGACAGGCUUCUUGGGGGUGGCAUUGAAACUGGAUCCAUCACCGAGAUAUUUGGAGAAUUUCGAACAGGAAAAACACAGAUUUGUCACACCCUUGCUGUCACAUGCCAGUUACCAAUUGAACAAUCAGGUGGUGAAGGAAAAUGUAUGUAUAUAGACACAGAAGGGACAUUCCGUCCAGAGAGGCUUUUGGCAGUAGCACAAAGAUAUGGCAUGGAAGGAGCAGCUGUACUGGACAAUGUGGCAUAUGCCCGAGCAUAUAAUACUGAUCAUCAGACACAGUUGCUUGUACAGGCAUGUGCUAUGAUGGCUGAAUCCAGAUAUUCCUUGCUAAUAGUUGACAGUGUGACUGCUUUAUACCGUACAGACUAUUCUGGACGUGGUGAACUGAAUCCAAGACAACAGCAUCUCGGCAGGUUCAUGAGGAUGCUGCUAAGACUCGCUGAUGAGUUCGGCGUCGCAGUGAUAAUUACAAACCAGGUGGUGGCACAAGUGGACGCAGUGGGUGUAUUCAACGCAGACACAAAAAAGCCAAUUGGCGGACAUAUUCUUGCGCACGCGUCGACCACUCGCCUAUACUUACGCAAGGGACGCGGUGACAAUAGAGUUUGCAAGAUUUAUGACAGCCCGUGCCUUCCAGAGACUGAAGCAAUGUUUGCGAUUAGUUCAGAAGGAAUUACUGAUCCUAAGGAAUAA
Messenger RNA from Pieris macdunnoughi, 1017 nucleotides. Lineage: Eukaryota; Metazoa; Arthropoda; Insecta; Lepidoptera; Pieridae. The record is from the annotation of a GenBank genome assembly.